Molecule: messenger RNA, 2963 nt
Organism: Ilyonectria robusta
Lineage: Eukaryota; Fungi; Ascomycota; Sordariomycetes; Hypocreales; Nectriaceae
Product: kinase-like domain-containing protein
Exons: 2
Coding region: 485-2797 (770 amino acids)
Biological process (GO): mitotic DNA damage checkpoint signaling; protein phosphorylation
Cellular component (GO): cytoplasm; nucleus
Molecular function (GO): protein serine/threonine kinase activity; ATP binding
Source: RefSeq, a predicted model, not a curated record
GGGACUCGGCGCAUGGAAGGCUGUGCACUUGUGCCACCCUGCAUGGAGCAUGUCGUACUGUACAUCUUCGUCUUUACUAGUUGUGUCGGGAAUGGCUCGCGCAAAAUAAAAAAAAAUACAACAUGGGUUGGCGUAGUGGUGGAACUUGAGCAGUUAGUGGCCCAUUCUCAUUCUCCGACGACGUCCUCGCUGCAACUCACCCUCCGCCAUCCUUCAUCUUUCACACCACUCCCACCACCGCGACGCCUCCUCUCCCGAACCUCCCGCGCAUAUCCUCCUCGCGUCGCCGUCGCCCUCUUCUCGGCGCUGCUGAGUUUAACCGCCCCCGCUGAGCCAUGGCUCUGGCCUUUGCUUGAUCCUUGUUCUUGAGCCUCCCCCGCCGCCAGCUCCUCCUGCCCUCCUGCCACAUUCUAUCGCACACUUCCUCGGAUCGCCAUCCUCGCUCAACCCACCCCUGCGGGCCCUCGAGGCUUUGUGACAAGCUAUGGGCGACUGGGUCCGAGGAUGGACUAGAGUCGGGCAAGCAGACCCGACCCAUUCCUACAACCGCUUCUGGGAGAUCGAGCGCGAGCUCGACGAGCAACGGACCAUCAGUGCCUGGGACAAUGAUGACAAUUGGCCGAGCAUAAAUAAACCCCUGUUUAGCGGCCCCGAGGCCAAGCGAUUCGAUGGCAAACUUGUCAAGCUCGACGAUCUCGGAUAUGGCGCUUUCGGCCGCGUCGAGGAAGUCACGUAUGGCUCCGUGCGCCUCGCCCGCAAGCGCAUCACUCGCCGUCGCGGCUUCACCAUUGAGGACUUGCGCCAGGAGAGCUUGACCAUGAAUAAGCUCGACCAUCGCCAUGUAGUCAAGCUCGUCGCAACCUAUGCGCCUCGCCCCCACGAGCUGUGCCUCCUCAUCUGGCCCGCUGCCGUCUGCAACCUGAGCAUUCUGCUGGAGGACCUCGAGUCCCUGCGCCUAGGCGAUGGGGAUCGCGAAGACAUCAUCGAACGACUCAAUGCCCUCGACCUCAAGGAUUUGAGUGCUAUAGAACCGAACACCGAGAACCAGGGCCUUGACUGCCACACCAAGUGUCCCCUUGAAUUCCUCCGCAAUGUCAUCGGCUGUGUCUCCCGUGCCAUGGCCCACUGCCACUCCAACGAUGUCCGCCACCUCGACAUCAAACCCUCCAAUAUCCUCCUGAAAGCCGACCGCGUCUACCUGGCCGAUUUCGGCAUCUCGCGAGAUGUUAGCGGACAGGACCAAACCACGACCGAGGGGCUACCAGGAACGGAAAGAUGGCGGGCUCCAGAGCUCUACGCCGACCACGGCUCCAGUAUGCAGCUUUCAGAUGUCUAUUCCCUCGGCCUUGUGUUUCUAAACAUAGCUACUGUGCUAUAUAAUGUUCGCCUGGCCGAGUUUGACGAGGCACUGAAAUACCUGUCCAGGCAGACUCGGGAAGAACAAUUGCGCAACCGCGAGGACAAGUUGAAAGCACAUCUCGAAAAAAUGACGUCCCAUGCCCUGGUGACACCCCCAUUUAUGUUUACCUUUGAAGGCCAGGAGACGGUGCGGCCUCGACCAGUCGUCAACUUGAUUUCUAAAAUGAUCACAUCAAACCCACGGAGCCGGCUUCCGGUAGACAAGAUUGACGACAAGUUAUCAAUGCUUGGCGGUAUACACCAGAUUUAUCAUGGUGAGUGCUGUAAGCGACCGAUAUCCUGGGUCGAAAAUAAGUGGGAUAGGAAAUUCACGGCAUUGGACAGCCUUCGGCAGGAGAAUGAACGUCAGAAGAAGAGAAUCGAUGAAUUGGAGGGGAGAGACAAGACGUAUGAGCUACGUCUCGAGCAUGAGCGGAAGGCGCACGAGCACACCAUCUCGGUGCUGCAAGCCAAGCUGAAGGAAGCUGAGGAGAAGUGCCGGAAGCUCGAGUCCGAAAAUGCGGACCACAAGAAAAGCUCUGGACGCGGCCCGGCCCGGCCCCUGCCGAGAGCGAACCGGAGCGGCGGUGCUGGGUCUCCCCUAUCGAGCACCGGUCUCGGGCUAUCGAAGACACGGUCGACACCCACUACACCGGCCUCGAGACCGCCUCUUCAGCCGUCGUCCCGUUCGGUUCACCGAUUUUCGAUUGAUGCGCGAUCACCGUUGGCACAGCCCCAAAUAUUCGCCCCGCGACCCCUCGGCGAUCCUACAACCCCCCGUGGACCGAUCGACAGACCAAGCUCUCGCUCCCCGAGCUUCUCCAACCUCGUCGGGUACCAACUCCGUUCUCGCGGUUCGGGCUCCAAACUCCCAUUGCCCGUGACUCCCGGCCGGAGCGAGACACCCAACCUCAACCGUGACCAGAGCUUGACCGACAGCAGCAUGGCAUCGUCAAUCUUCUCCCGCCAGAGCUUCGAGACAAUACCAACCCCCGCCCAGAGCAGCCCGGUAGUUGGUCGCAACUCCAUCCCCUUGGACGAGAGCAAGCUGCCACAGUGGGGUCAACUUGCGGAGAGGCCUGCCCCACCAACUGAACGGGUAUCUACACCUGAACAAGCUUCUCUGCCGUCUGAACCGAGCAGCCCUACCCUGUCGAUGCCCCUAUCCACCGUGUCUUCGCCAAGGACGCUCAGAUCGGAUCUCGUUAGCGAAAAUGGAGACUCAAGACGCGUGCCCGCACUCUUGAAGAGCUGGGCAGAGGUGGCCAAUGACGGCAAGAAGGUCAAAGAUCCGCGGGUGAUGGUGAGACCUCGGGCCUUUUCUAACAGAUCGCACCAAUCCCAUCAGUCACACCAGUCGAACCAGUCCAGUCAGCGGGUUGAAGUGAUGCAGAGAUGAUGGAAUCAAUUUGAGCCAUGGAGAGGCUGUCCGAUUCAUAUGCCUCGUCUGAAUGAUAAUACGACAAUAUGUAUUUUUGGUCUGUGUUGAGUUUGGGGAAUUUGGAUAUACCAUUUGUAUUUUUUGCAUAGCGCCAGUGGCCAAAAAGAAAAGCAUGAAUAUCAGG